This is a messenger RNA of Juglans microcarpa x Juglans regia, 1360 nucleotides long. Its product is annotated as 30S ribosomal protein S5, chloroplastic. The record is from RefSeq and is a predicted model, not a curated record. The transcript has 2 exons. Gene Ontology annotation, molecular function: structural constituent of ribosome; RNA binding. Gene Ontology annotation, biological process: translation. Lineage: Eukaryota; Viridiplantae; Streptophyta; Magnoliopsida; Fagales; Juglandaceae. Gene Ontology annotation, cellular component: ribosome; mitochondrial small ribosomal subunit. Bases 134 to 1060 code for a protein of 308 amino acids.
UUGCUCUUGAGGCUCGGGGCCGACUCCACAGUACUACCCUCCACAUCAUCGUCAUCUUGCUGACCCAUCUUAAGGCUUUGAGAUAAGUCACCCACGCUCUCUCUUGCUCUUACACACUCGACCCAAACCCACCAUGGCCACAGCCUCUGCAACUCUCCCUUCCCUAUCCUCUCUUUCCCUUCAUACUACCACGCCUCGCCUCUUUCUCUCCAAACCCACAAAAUUCUUCUUCUCCAAACCUACAAAACUCCAUCUUUUCCACCCCUUUUCGUCACACCCAACCACAACCCUCAUAGCCAAAUCCUCCGACAUCGACACCUCCUUCUUCGAAAACUUCAACCCCAACGAUGAAAACGAUACCGUCUUCAACCCCCCCGAAGCCCCCGAAGGCUUUGUUCCCCCACCGUCCUUCGACGAAGGUCCAAUGGAGACCGAAGAAGAAAUCGCCAUCGCGUACGAAGAACUGUAUGGCCCCGCUUACAGCGGAGUGAGCUAUCUGGGAAAUGACAUUUACGUAAUGGACUCUAAGGUCAGGAAAACAACUGGGUUUGGGUCCAGAGUGAAGAAGGAGAAGGUGAAAGAUGGGUUCGAAGAGAGGGUAGUGCAGGUGAGGAGGGUGACCAAGGUGGUCAAAGGAGGGAAGCAAUUGCAUUUCAGGGCCAUUGUGGUGGUGGGUGACAAGCAGGGUCAAGUGGGUGUUGGGGUUGGGAAGGCCAAAGAGGUUGUUACGGCCGUUCAGAAGUCCGCCGUGAAUGCCAGGCGAAAUAUCGUGUCGGUCCCGAUGACCAAGUACCUUACUUUCCCACAUAGAUCUGAGGGAGAUUAUGGAGCAGCAAAAGUGAUGCUUAGACCUGCUUCUCCUGGUACUGGAGUGAUUGCUGGAGGGGCUGUAAGAAUUGUUCUAGAAAUGGCCGGUGUUGAGAAUGCUUUGGGAAAGCAAAUUGGGAGUAAGAAUGCCCUCAACAAUGCCAGGGCCACAGUUGUUGCGGUACAGAAAAUGAGGCAGUUCAGUGAUGUUGCUCGCGAGCGUGGGAUCCCAAUGGAAGAGUUGUGGAAGUGAUGGCAGUUGUAGAAGCUGUUCUUCUCUGUAGAUUUAAUACCUCAGACUAUGUAAUGCAGCCUUCUUAUAUUGGUAAGGAAGAAAAUUAGUUCAUCUUUGACCAGAAUUUUUAUAGCAAAAUGAAUAUUUCAAUCUUUCUUCUGUUCUUCAUCCUAUCCCAAAUUGGAUGCUAGAGAAAAUGACUGUAGCCUUCUCUUGCUCACGCAUGGUGGGUUAGAGAAUCCAGUACAUUUGUUUUCUAUUCCGCAUGAUCCAAGGCACAAUAUCUAAUGCUUGAAUCAACAGGCCUUUUUUUGUUCA